UGUUACUCCGCUAAUAUGCCGAUAGCAGUUUUUAAGUUGUCCAAGCACCAUGAAAACAUGGCCAGGCGUACGCCGCCCAACCUAUCCAGCGUCCUGACGUUCCCUCAAGUUGCGAAAGUCAUAUUAAGUUGUCUGCCAGCAAAAACAAUCUACACAAGCGCAAGAUUAGUUUGCAAAACCUGGAACACUCAGGCUGAUGUUGUCCUGCAGAGAAGGAGGCAGUACUACUGGGACAUUUUUCAGCCAGAUCAAGAAAAAGAUGCUGAUGGAUGCUAUCAAAAGAUAAAAGACUUUUUUGAGAAACUUCCUGUGAGACCAGAACAUGUAAUUAUCUUCUGCAGCUCGAAGUUGUGGGAAAGUAAAAUUAGAUCUUUCAAGCAAGCUACAAAAGUGACAUUUUCAAAGGCCUUUCAAAGGCUGCUUCCAUUAAGAUGCAAAGUUUCAUGUAUCGUCACAGAUGGAGUAAUUGGUACAUCUUCAGACUUGAAACAGACUUUAGAAUUGGAGCAGAAUGAUGUCCAAGCAGCUUCUGUUUUGUGCUUUGGAAAACCCUCGGGACUGGAGCUUCGAAGUUUGAAACUGAAUUCUGCGAUAGCUACUGAAAUGAUGAAUCAUGUAAAGAGACAGAGAGGCAGCAUGCCUCAGGAGCUGGCUUCUGUGAGUAAAGAUCUAAAAACACUGCUGGCAUUCAGUGAGGAUUCCUGUGAAACAGAAAUUGGACAGACACUCUAUAAGGCACUUGGGGCCCCGCUGAUUGCUGGAGCCAUUGUCAAGACCCUGUCCAUGGGUCCAGCGCACAAAGACGAGGUGCUCAGUUGUCUGGGCUUCUGUGGUGCUGACAUCCAGACGGCAUCAGUUAUGUUUUCCAUGCAAGUGGACACUUCCGAAGAAGCUGAAAAGGUUGCUGCACGCUUGAGACAAAAAGUAGUAGGAAUGCCUUUAAAAAAUUCGAUUGCUUUCAUGUUUGCCUGUGUUGGAAGGGGAGAAUAUCAUUAUGGUUUACCCAGCGUGGAGUCCAGUGCUUUCCGCAAGUACUUCCCUGAUACACCACUACUUGGACUUUUUGGCAAUGGAGAAACAGGAUACGAGUUUCCCAUAGAGGGAGAUGUGGGUGACAUUCCACGUAUGUUUCAUGCCUACACCACAGCAGUAGUUUUGCUUUGUCUGCCAUGAUGCACAAUCUGUCAUCUACUGUUGUGAAUAACGCUCGUGUCUGGACAGUAAGGGUUUGGUGAAGAAACAGAAUUUAUUAAUAUUGGGCUUGGGUAGGCCAUUGAAGAAAAUGUUCACAAUAGACACAGACACACCAUAGCAAGCUAUAAUCACACAGCAUUUCAAAGUAUUAUGUAGUUGGAUUUAAUGUUAAUGAUAGUAAUGUUUUGUGACUUGAUGCCCAAGACACAUGAAGUUAUAUUAGGUACUGCUCCCAACUUAAUUACUUGUGGAUGAAUGAAGGAAUACAAAUUAUGCUGGAAAUGAAGAAAAGAAUGCAGCUCUUGGAGACAGCUCUUACUUGAUGACAGGACUGCACUUGAAGCUGCCAUUGCGAGGAACAAGAUAUUGUCUUUAGUGUUGAUAGUUAUUAUGAAUCAUACAUCUGUUGCAGAUGUAGAAGGAUUGAGGAGAAUUGGGCAAAUGAAGGAUAGUUAAAUCAUGAAUGGCAGAACAUUGUAUCAGGAUGGUGCUAAUUUUUGCGCAGCAAAUGUGAUGAAUAUAUUGUGAAACAGUGAAUUUAAAUAUUUGUUGUAAAAAAUAAAAUUAUGAUGAAUCAA
Molecule: messenger RNA, 1772 nt
Organism: Pomacea canaliculata
Lineage: Eukaryota; Metazoa; Mollusca; Gastropoda; Architaenioglossa; Ampullariidae
Product: F-box only protein 22-like
Exons: 6
Coding region: 16-1173 (385 amino acids)
Biological process (GO): positive regulation of proteasomal ubiquitin-dependent protein catabolic process; protein polyubiquitination
Molecular function (GO): protein binding
Source: RefSeq, a predicted model, not a curated record